AUGGGUGUUUUAAAUUCAAAGGGUGUGUUGUUGCUUUUGUUUCUAUGUUUAGCUAGUGCGAUACAAUUACAGAAACAAAAUCAAACAUCACACGACAAGGCAAUAAAUAGUCAAGAACAUUUUAUUGAAGAUGCUGUUAAAAUUAAAACAAAAUCUAAGCACCGUAAUGAAAAUGUCGAUAAAACAAAUAUUAAUGCAGUAGCUGAUACAUACAAACCAAGCACAAAUGAAACAAAAAAGGACCCGAGUAAAAAGGAUACGGUGGUCUCUAAAAGUUCAACUCCAAAUAAAACAUUAAGGAACACUUCAAAAGCAAUAAAAAUUCCUCUAGAUUUACUUUUGACACCCAGAGAAAGUUUAAAGCCUGUUAAAAUUUCUGCAAAUAAUUUCACAAAAAUCAAUCACGAAGAUGUUUCGAGAAAACAACAACCAAAAAAUUUAAAGGAACAAAAGAACAAGUUUAAUGAAGACUCUGUGGAAGCUGAAGAUGGCGACGUUUCUGAUUUUAUUAAGAAAAUUUCAACAAAAAGUCGAAAUAAAUCUCAUGAACAUAGCGACAGCAUUAUUGAUGAUGUUAUUGAUUUAAAAAUAAGUCAUAAUGAUUAUAAUAAAACCGAAAACGAUUGCAAGAGUUCAUUGCCAAAGAUCCUAAACGAAAAAAAUAUAAUUAAAAGUUUCCCACCAAACAAUGAAACUGUGAAAAAAGACACACCACCAAAAUCUAUAGAGAUCUUUUUAAAUCAUGACGUUGCUAACUCAGAUAAAAUUUCGCAACCUUCAACCAUAGUUAUCCACAACAGCAGUUAUCAAGAAAUAUCACAGCCUAUCGUUUCCAACUAUCAAUAUGUCAAUAGAUAUCCAUAUUGUCCUUACAGUUACUAUCAUAGACCAUAUCACUGGUCUUACAAUCCUUAUAAGAGACAUUAUUCAUACGAAUGUUAUAACAACCCUUAUACAUAUACGCCAUUUUACUAUCCAAAAGAGAGGCCUCAGGUUCUUUGGAAAAGUUGGAACACCAUGGACAUCACUAUUAACAAUGUGAAAUCAAUAAGAUUAAAUUGUGCCAAAGAAAGUGAGAACGUUGGAAAAGAAAAUAAUCAAGACGACACUGUCCAAGAUUAG
Molecule: messenger RNA, 1122 nt
Organism: Leptosia nina
Lineage: Eukaryota; Metazoa; Arthropoda; Insecta; Lepidoptera; Pieridae
Source: the annotation of a GenBank genome assembly